Messenger RNA from Lingula anatina, 3809 nucleotides. RefSeq names its product aryl hydrocarbon receptor nuclear translocator homolog. Gene Ontology annotation, molecular function: protein dimerization activity; DNA-binding transcription factor activity. Lineage: Eukaryota; Metazoa; Brachiopoda; Lingulata; Lingulida; Lingulidae. Gene Ontology annotation, biological process: regulation of DNA-templated transcription. Gene Ontology annotation, cellular component: nucleus; transcription regulator complex; cytoplasm. The record is from RefSeq and is a predicted model, not a curated record.
GACUAUAUUCUGUUCUGUUCCAUUGCAUCAAUUUCAGUUUAUUAUUUUAUAAUUAAUUAAAUAAACAACAAUUGAUUUAACUUUGCCAUAUUGUUUUAAAAAAUGAAAAAAUCCAAAGAUAUUAUUAUAUAAAUCUAAUUCAAAAAAGGAAAAAAACUGAUGACAUGGUUGCACUGUUAGUGCCCCCUCCUUGGUCAUUAUUUUCAUAUUGUAUGCAUUUAACCUUCAAGAGUACAGGGAAUGCAGUGCCAUCCUGUUCAUUAAUAGAUCCCUUUAGGGGCAAUCAUCAAAUAUAGUGUAUUCAGACUUGCUCUGUGUCCACUGAGUUAAUGCUAUAGGACUGGUGCUAUAUGUGGCAUUAAGGAACUUACUGUAGGCAUUGGAGAUAUAAGUUAUAUAGCAGAGGAGGAGUUGGUAAUAUGGAAGAGGACAUGUGCACUGUAAAACCACCAGUAUUUCCCUGGGUCAAAGCUAAGGCUGGUACUGGGUAGGACUAAUCCCUAACGUGGGAUAAAUUGAACUGUGUUGUCAAAACAAGAACAAAUUGAACAUAAUAUUGAAAAAUUGAUUACUUUUUAACAUGACUUUUUUCACAGUCAGACAAAAAAUCUUAAGUAUUUGGUGAAAAUUUUGUGUGAUAAAAUGAGACCAGAUUUGUGUGCAGACAUUUGAUUUGAUGUUUAUGAGGGGUGAUAUGGUACAGUCUGGUUAUAUGCCAUUGGUAGAUUACUUCAUAUGAAUUUUAUGCUAGUUUAUCUUUUUUUUUUUCAGGCAUGCACCAGCAACAAUUUUGAUAAGUUUGAAUGAAAUAUACUUUUUCGUUCCUUUAUGAUCAGAUAUGUUUUAGAAAUAGGAUUUGUUCAUAUGUCAUACAUGCAUUCAUGAUAUACCCUUUUAUUUUACCUUUUGCAUUGACCUGUUUUUCCCACCAGGGAGAGCCACUGUGAAAUUGAGCGACGCCGGCGUAACAAAAUGACUGCCUACAUGUCGGAACUGUGUGAUAUGAUCCCAUCAUGCAGCUCCCUUGCCCGUAAACCCGAUAAACUGACCAUCCUGCGAAUGGCGGGCUCGUACAUGAAAACUUUACGAGGAACAGGCAACACUAGCAGUGAUGGUUCCUACAAGCCGUCCUUCCUCACAGACCAGGAACUAAAGCAUCUCAUUUUGGAAGCUGCUGAUGGUUUCUUGUUCGUAGCUCAAUGUGACACGGGGCGUGUGAUCUAUGUCUCUGAUUCCGUCACACCAGUACUUAACCAGUCUCAGUCUGACUGGUACACCAGCACCCUCUAUGACCUGGUACACCCUGAUGACGUGGAGAAGGUGCGUGAGCAACUGUCCACCACAGAAUCCCAGAACACGGGGCGUAUAUUGGACCUGAAAACAGGAACAGUGAAGAAAGAAGGGCAUCAGUCCUCCAUGAGGUUAUGUAUGGGAUCACGCAGAGGCUUUAUAUGUCGCAUGCGUCUUGGAGCCAUUCAAGUGGACACCAUGACCACAAGUCACGCCAUACGACUGCGCCAGAGGAACUCGCUAGGGCCCUCUGGUGAUGGGCACCAGUAUGCAGUGGUGCAUAUCACAGGCUACAUCAAGAACUGGCCUCCUGCAGGUAAUUUCAGCAGAGGAGUGCAAAUAGAAAGAACAGAGACAGAUGAGCCCCAUAGUGGCAGCCAUUGUUGUCUUGUGGCAAUUGGUCGACUUCAAGUCACAGGCACACCAAAUUGCAGUGAUUUGAUUGGCCCUAAUGCUACGUCAGAGUUCAUAUCUAGACAUAGCAUUGAUGGAAAAUUUACAUUUGCAGAUCAAAGAGUGGCCAACUUAUUGGGCUACCAGCCUGUUGACCUGUUGGGCAAGUCUGCCUAUGAUUUCUACCAUCCUGAAGACAAGGGCCACAUGAAGGACAGUUUUGAACAGGUGCUAAAACUGAAAGGACAGGUGAUGUCCAUCAUGUAUCGCUUCCGGGCCAAAAAUGGAGAGUGGGUGUGGCUGAGAACCAGCAGCUUCAGCUUCCAGAACCCAUACACAGAUGAAGUAGAGUACAUUGUGUGCACCAACAGUUUAGCCAAAAGCUCGCAACAACAGAGUGCUGGUCAGGUAAGCCCUGGUGACCAAAGCACAGACCCCACCCCCACCAUCAACACCUUCGCCUCACCCCACCGUGGCAUGGGAGCCUCAGAAGGCAUCAGCAGCAUGGCUCAGAAUGCCGGGGACAGUCGGUACACAGGGGAGGUGUACCCGGGCAUGGUGCCUGGCAGUUACAGUUACAACAGGUCCCCCGUCAAGUCUUAUUCCAACAUUCCCCAGAGUUCCACACAGAUUCCGUCAACUAGUCAACAGGGAAGCUGGCCCUCACAGGUUUUAUAUAGGAGGGGUGGAUCAGAAUACAGUGGCAGUGCAGGCUACAGCCAGAUGAGUCCAAGCACUUCUCCAGGUGGUCCAUCAUACACCCAGCUGAGCUCGGGACAGCGUCCAGCCACGUCGCAGGACCCUAGUUACCAAGGCUCUGGCUCUUCCACAGCCUUGUGGCAGCACUGGCAGGCAGGCAGCGAGGCAGGCGCUCAGCAGACUGCCACACAAUCAGCACAGGCACAACAACAGCAGCCACAGCAGCAACCUGAGGAGCUCGGGGAGGUGUUCCGCAUGCUGGAGCCCACUAACCCAGAAUUUGGGGACCUGUCUGGGAUGUUCAGUACCUUCACAGAGUAAAUCUAGGUGCUGGAGUGUUGGGGUUGGGGGUGUUAGGAUAAUGUAAGGUCAUUUUCUAUGAAGAGCAAAGAUACACCUAAAGAGAAUCUUUAAGUUCCUGAUGACAUUUUUAACAUCAUGUAUUGGAUACAGAAAUAGAAAGGAUCUGAAAGACACUGAGAGGUUAAAACAAUUGUAUAUUUCUCAUUUCUCGACAACCUGUUUCCAAGGUUGCUGCUAUAUAUAUAUACAUAACAUAUUAUGAGAUAUUGUGUAGGUAGAACUAUUUUGGUAAUAGUUGCAUAAUUACACAACUUAUAUAUUGUAUGUCACCACAAAGCAGUCUUUGAAAUUGAUUGCUUUGUUGAAUACAGCCCAUUCAUAUAAUAUUGAGGUGAGAGGGUUAUUGUUAUUUUUUCAUGGUUGUCAGAUUAAACUGUUUUUGUUUUUUUUUUUUUUUUCAGAAGGAAAUUGUACAUUUUAUCUAAUUUUAUGUAUUCGCUGUUUGUCCAACUCUUAAUAUGGUGCAUUUUUAAUCUGUCAUUUUAUCAUAUACAAAUCCUUUGUGUGGGUGCAUAUAUAUAUUAUGUACAGCUCUCUUUUUAUUGGCAGCAUCUGCCAUAAACAUGUUAAUGCCAUCAUUGACAAAUAGCAUUUCUACGUUUCUUUUCAUUUGCCAGGGCUGCCUGUUAUGUCAAAGUUAUUAUCAGAAAAGUUCUUGCAAUUACAACUGACAAGCCAGGUCUGUUUUGUCGAGCCACAGGGCAGAUGAAGAUUGCAGUUAGUAACAGUCAUGGCUUUAUUUUAGUUUUGUUCACCUACACCUCAAGAUGUUGUGGUGAAUUUUGGGAAAAGCCAAAGAUACCUUCCCAUAUAACCUUCCUUACUAGUGUGAAUUCUUUAAAAACAGCUGCUUAUCCAAAAUAAAUAUCCAAUAGUUAGAAAAAUGGGCAACUAGCAUAAUUUUUCAGAUAUUUGUGAUUUACCAUUGUAGAUUUUCUGGUCUUGAAAUGUCAGUUAUCAUGGAAAAUGAUAGACUUAUCUAUGAUUUUGAUGUGAUAUUUUUCAUUUGUGAAAAAUAUAAAAUAUCAAAAUCAAUGAUAUUGAUUUGAUGUUUUUCAUUUUUG